AUGGGCUCCAUCAGUGCAGCAAAUGCAGAAUUUUGUUUUGAUGUAUUUAAAGAGGUGAAAUUUCACCGCAGCAAUGACAAUGUGCUCUUUUCCUCCCUGAGCAUGCUUUCAACCCUGGCCCUGGUGUAUAUGGGAGCAAGGGGUAAGACUCAAUCCCAGAUGGAGAAGGUUCUUCACUUUGAUAAUGUUACAGGAGAUGGAGACAUUACUGACUCCCAGUGUGGCACUGCUGAGUACAUCCACAAAUCAUUCAAGGACCUUCUCUCAGACAUCAGGAGGCAAAAUGCUACUUACUCACUCAGGAUUGCUGACAGGCUCUAUAUUGACAAAACAUACCCUAUUCUUCAGGAAUACAUAAAGUGUGCAAAGAAAUUCUACAAAGCAGAACUGGAAGAAGUUGACUUCAAAACAGCUGCAGAGGAAGCAAGACAGCUCAUUAAUUCCUGGGUGGAAAAAGAGACAAAUGGACGGAUCCAAGACUUCCUUGUGUCAGACUCUGUUGGUCUGGAUACUGCACUGGUCUUUGUGAAUGCCAUUUACUUCAAAGGGAUAUGGAAAACUGCAUUUAAAGAAGAACACACUCGGGAAGAGCCUUUCAAUGUGACAGAGCAAGAGAGCAGACCCGUGCAAAUGAUGUGUCAGAACGGCACCUUCAAAGUGGCAAGAGUGGCUGAAGAGAAAAUUAAGAUCCUGGAGCUUCCAUAUGCCAGUGGAGAGCUGAGCCUGUUGGUGCUGCUGCCUGAUGACAUCUCUGGCCUGGAGCAGCUUGAGAACAAAAUCAGUUACGAAAGACUCAGGGAGUGGACCAGUUCCAAGGUGAUGGAAAAGAAGAGAGUGAAAGUGUACCUCCCACGCAUGAAGAUUGAAGAGAAAUAUAACCUCACAUCUGUCUUAACAUCCUUGGGUAUGACCGACCUGUUCAGCCCCUCGGCCAAUCUCUCUGGCAUCUCUUCAGCAGAGAGCCUGAGGAUAUCUGAGGCCAUCCAUGAGGCGUACAUGGAAGUCACUGAAGAGGGCACUGAGGCAGGUGGCUCAGAGGUUGUGACUGGAGACAUCCAACAUUCCUCUGAGUUUGAAGAGUUUAGGGCUGACCACCCAUUCCUUUUCUUGAUCAAACACAAUCCUAGCGACAUGAUCCUUUUCUUUGGUAGAUAUUGUUCUCCGUAA
Corvus hawaiiensis (hawaiian crow) is the source of this 1167-nucleotide messenger RNA. Its product is annotated as ovalbumin-related protein Y-like. The coding region runs from base 1 to 1167 and encodes 388 amino acids. NCBI's taxonomy places the organism in Eukaryota, Metazoa, Chordata, Aves, Passeriformes, Corvidae. Gene Ontology annotation, molecular function: serine-type endopeptidase inhibitor activity. The transcript has 7 exons. The record is from RefSeq and is a predicted model, not a curated record. Gene Ontology annotation, biological process: negative regulation of endopeptidase activity.